UACUUUUUUAUUUAGUUUUGUGCGUGUUGCAGAUCGAAGCUCUGCUCUGUUGUGACGUUCGAAGAAAUCAGUGAGUGUGUUUCAUACUUUCUUCUGUGGGGAUCGUACAGAGAAGUCUGCUAAUCAAUAUUCAACGCACAAAAGUAAACAAUUAACUAACUACACUGAGCCACAACCUCGAUAAAGAGACGACUGUGCACUUUGUCAUUCUCAUGUUUUCCUGACUGAGGUUAUUAAUCUUGGAAACAGGUAAAGCACAGGCCAUCUGUCAGAUAUACAACGCCUGAUUUCGCCUUAAAAACUUUCAGACGAGCCCUUGCUGCCGGGAGAUUAAUACUGUUUUGUCCAAGAGUCAGAACUGUUUGAUCACUAGAUUGGAGUGAUUACUCUAAAAACACUAUCUUGCAAUACAUACGGACAAUAUCAGUAAAUCCUCAGAAAUGGCAGGUUGUUCCAGCAACAAGUGCAGCCGGAAACGUCGGAUGACAGAGGAAAUUAUGAAUGAACAUUUCUUACACGAGCAGAUUGGGAACAAGUGGAGAGACCUGGCACGACAACUUAAGUUCACAGAGGCUGUCAUUGGCACUAUCGAGAGUGACAAGGGCGCUUCUACUAACGAAUGCUGCAUUGCGGUCAUCGUAAGGUGGAUUAAUCAGAAGGGAGAGGAUGCUACUGUCGAAAAGUUUGCUGGAGUUUUGAUAACGAUAGGACUCAGGAACGUGGCUGAAAAACUUCCGGGUCUUUUGCCAUCAGAAGAGAACGACGAGGUAGGAAGAAACGUCUCAAAUCAAAUGGAGAGUACAAUUUAUGAAAUAGAGAAAAACUGUAAACAAUUGAGAAAAGAGCACCACCAAUUGCAAGUGAGAAAGCAAGAGCUCGAAAAAGAAAAGCAGAGUAUGACAAAACAGCUUCAAGACAGUUUAGAAGAGAGCCAGAAAUUACGCACAAGAAUUCAAGAACUGGAGGAGGAACUGUCUAGAGUAAAACAACAGCUUCACGAAACUUCCCAAGAGAGUCAAGAGUGGAAGACCAGAACUUUAAAACUGGAAAAGGAGUUGGCUGGAAUAAGAGAAGACAAGUCAGAACUGGACUUGGCCGAGAACUUCGAUAAUUCGGCCCGAGAGGGUGAUUCUGAAGCUACCAGAAAUUCUCUCGCACCAGGUCGAGGAGAUACAGAGGGUGAAAUCGACGCAAAGCUGAAAGAACUUAAUGAGCUCCUUCGCGCAAAUGUAACAUUUAUACUGCAAGUGCCAGAAGUAAAGGAAGACAAACUGAAAGUUCCUGUCCAGCUCGACCUUUUAUCGAGACUCAGUUUUAGUUUACAGGAGUUAUACACCUCAGUCCUCUCCAUGGGGGCUAAGUGUUGUAAAUGCAGUGAAGAGGUGAGACGAGAAUUUUACGACUUCGCGUAUCACGGUCUCAGAGCAGAACACAAUGAUGUGGUGCAUCGAGUUGAGGAUUUGGAAAUGGCACAAGGAGAAAUGACCGCCGAAGAAAAAAAGGAUUUUGGUAAACUCCAACAACUUCAGACCAAUCGACAGAGACAGGUUGAUAGGCUAGAAAAGCUAUGGAGAGGUCUAUUCUCACCGGAUUUGAGACGACAAUGUACAGACCCUGGCGCCAAACCCAAGCAGAUUAGGCCAGGUGAACAGAAGACCAGCCCAGAAACAACAACAACAUCGAGCGAGGAUGAAAAAUACGAAGUGUGUUUCAAAAAGUCCAAAAAGACCACGAUGACGACACUUUUCAAGAAAAAAGAAAUCGUAGAAAAAACGUGUCACCUUACGUCCUUUACAGCAAGAAAGCACAGGGAUUCUUGACUGCCUUAGGGAAGAUAGUAAGAUCUCACAUAACACUAAGGGACUAAUUGACGUAAAUCUAGCAAACGCACAUAGUCAACAAGAUUUCACAAGACACAAAGUCAACGAAAAGAUCUAGCUAAAGACACAAAGUCAGCGAAGACUUAACAAACCUACGAAGUCACAUUAGAGCGGUUAGCCCUUCACACCCUGACAUCAGUGUGCACAUUCUCCAUACUGUUCUUUUUACA
Molecule: messenger RNA, 2050 nt
Organism: Pocillopora damicornis (cauliflower coral)
Lineage: Eukaryota; Metazoa; Cnidaria; Anthozoa; Scleractinia; Pocilloporidae
Biological process (GO): signal transduction
Molecular function (GO): protein binding
Source: RefSeq, a predicted model, not a curated record